Molecule: messenger RNA, 715 nt
Organism: Coccidioides posadasii C735 delta SOWgp
Lineage: Eukaryota; Fungi; Ascomycota; Eurotiomycetes; Onygenales; Onygenaceae
Source: RefSeq, a predicted model, not a curated record
GGCCAAGAUGGCUCAUUUACGCGAUAAUGCCUACUACCAACGGUAUCUUGAGGGUGUUGCCAGUGGAGAGAUUGUCCUGCCUGAGUACACGACGAUGCUGGGGUCUGUUGUUCUGCACUAUGGGGAGGUCUUCUGCCGGGUAAAGGACUGCUAUAAGGCAAAGAAACCGUUUUCGGCCACCAACAAUCUCCGCAGCCACAUCCGUUCACAUAAGAAUAUUACGGUGUAUGAUGGUGGUUCGGGCCGAGCCAGUCAAGCAGAUAUUGAUAAGGCCGUUGCAUUUUAUAAGUCAUUGGUUGAUCAUGAUGGGGAUGAUGAGGACGAUAAUGAUGAUGAUGAGGAUGAGGACGAGGAUGGGGAGCAUGGGGAGCAUGGGGAUGGGGAGAAUGAUGAUGCAAGUGAUGAUGGACAGGCAAUGGCUAAACUCCCGAAGAUUAUCUGGCGGAAGGAUGGCAAAGCACCAAAUCUUACGGCUAUGAGGAAGCUUUGCAAGGAGCUUGGCAUUGAGUUCCCUUGCAAAUAUUGCAAGGAACAGGGCAUCACUUGUAUUCAAGAUGUGAAGAAUUGCCUUGUCUUUGAUGAUUUUGAUCCAGAGGAUUAGGUCAGGUGAAAACAUUUGAUAACUGAUUGUCAAGCAGUUGUUUUUUCUUCUUCAUGUUAAAUAGGAGGGGCUAAAUGAUCAAUGAAUAACUAAUGAUGAACUGAUUAAUAAGUG